Molecule: messenger RNA, 8690 nt
Organism: Amoebophrya sp. A25
Lineage: Eukaryota; Dinophyceae; Syndiniales; Amoebophryaceae
Source: the annotation of a GenBank genome assembly
GUCAGACUUCUCAGUACCAGCAAAAAGGCAUUGCAAAAACAAGGCAUGAAAACCUACCUGAAAAGAUGCAAGAUCUAUCGUGUAUUUCUCCACUGAUUUUUUUCGGUUUUCCAAAAAUAAGAACAACAACAAGAAGUCUUAGGGGUCGUUCAUUUGUUUCAGUAUGAGUGUGUAAGGUAAUUUUUAAAGUUUUCGUUUUGAUGUCACAACAUAUAUUUAUAUAGAUUUUUUUGAAUGUACUAGGUAAACGUAAAAGUGCAGCUGACUUCUAUAGAAACAACAAAAUGCCGGCACAACAAGGGGACCCGUCGCCGUCGCCGAAGGCAGGUAAGAAGAGUUAUACAUAGAGCAAUAGCACUCCUCUCUCCUCUUCAGUCACAAGCACAAUUACUGAUCUGUUCAAUGUUGUAGAAGACCUUGUCACGACGAUGUGAGUCUUCUACUGAUAUUAAUAUUACUAUCCUCUCCUUCUCUUCAGAAAUGAUCAGAACUCAUAUUAUAAUAGUGCUCUCCCACCUUUACCUUUAGCUUUACCUUAUUGUCAAUUUUUGUGGCUGGUACAACAACUAGGUCUCAGAACUACUGCUCACCCAUAAUUCAAAUCUGCAGAUGCGUCGGCACCUUCCGACACUGCUCCUCCUAGUGGCAAGACCUCCGAACAGGAUCAAGAUGCUGGAAAGAAGGACGCCUUAAGGCUCGUAUUCGUUGUGUGAGAUACUAUCAUCAAUUUUUCCCCUCACUGAGUUUGAGUAGAAUGAGAAGAGCCCCAGUGGUAAUAAUGCUUCUACUUUUCUAGCAGUAACUAAGUAGAGAUUCACAAGUCAGUUACCAGUGACAUUACGAUUGCGGAUGAUCAGGAAAUAGUUGACAUCAAUACUCGUAUUCCUCGUAUAUUCUUACGUUGGCCUUGGUUCGGAUAGUCAUCUUAGGUUAUUCCCAAUGUUAAACUACGCUAGCGCUACUACGGUCUUCAGCCUCCUUCCACUUCUACCACCUAUAUACCACCCUUUUCCAGCAUCUCUACUUCCUAUAUGCCAGCACCUUCUUCCAGCUCCUUCUGGUUCUUUCAGCACCUCUACCCCCUCACGACGAACUUUUUCCAGCAGCUCUAAUUCCUAGGGACCUGCUGCCAACGGAUGCGCUUAUUCGAAAAACCUUCUGCACAGGCUCAACCAAUUCCUUCCUCCAAGGAGUUCCCCUGUUCAAGCGACUACCAGAACCCGAUCUGCCACUACUUGCGCAAGCGAUGCAAGUCAAAAGCUUUCCAAAUAGUACUAUAGAUAUAUAUAAGUGUUUGAUUGUGUUUAUUAUACGUGGUUCUACUAGCUAGUUCUUGUGAUAGGAGAUGAAGUACUACUAGAAGAACUCUGAAGUUCACGUUAAUACAUAAUACAAUUUGAAUUUUUAGUAAGUACCACCACUAGAAGAUAAAACAAGGAGAUAGUGAACAAGAAGAAGAAGAACCAGAAGUGUCUCAUCAUAUUCAGGACCAUGAUGAUACAAAUUCGUAUCAACUGCUUCUACAGACCACACGAUUUUUCGGCAGGGAGAUAAAGGCGACGCCUUCUACGUUAUCCAGAAGGGUGAAGCUAACGUGAUGGUGCACGACACGAACUACCUAGUGGUCGGAGACAAAGUCAAAUGCCUCAAAGAUCUACACUUUUUACGACUCUAGUAUACAUAAUCAUAAGUGCAAAGGACGACUGCUAUAAAUAAAAUACGUGUAGUUACUUACCUCAUGACCACAAGUGGAGCAUGCUAUUUAUUAUCAUCUUUACGUAGGGUCUCUAGGUCUAGCGUUUUGAUUUUUCAAUCAUCAUAAACAUAAACUUCGUUCUAUCGCUAAACUUUGGCGGCAAAAAGAUCCUCAAGGGAUCGCUUGCUACGGUAGAUAAAUUUGAUGCUAGCCGAGAGUUCCCGUAUACGAUUCGCGUUGCCGAAAGUGGAUACAGAGGGAGAGUCUUGCCGGAAGAGGUAUCUCCUGAUUCUUUGUCGUAGUACAGUUACGUCGUAGUGAAGAGUUGCAGGAACAAGAGGUGGUAGUAGUUCCCCUUAUAAGUACGUACUAGUUGUGAAAAAAUAAUUUCUUGAGAGUGGGACCGCUCUAAAUCCAGGCGACAAACAGGUAGAGCCAGUCUCCGGUCCUCCGCAGGACCAGCUAGUUGCGACACUGAGAGCGGGGGAUUACUUCGGAGAGCAGUCGCUUUUGAGGGGGGCUGCACGUGCAGCAACUAUCGUCGCCACAGCAGAGUUGACGACUUUUUGUCUCACUAGGGAGAAAUUCAAGCAGUUUAAUCUUGGUGCGCGAUUACACUUCGGAAAGCGAAAGGCCGUUGUUGCACCAACAGGGGAAAAAUUAUGAUCUAGCAGGACUACUCUAUGUAUACUAGUAUAAGUGUAAACCUCUCGUCAUAUCUCUAACUCUCUCUCUCUCGCUCUACUCUCACAUGGCACCUGAAAGCAAGAAUGAUCCGUAGCCAAACCUUUACUUUCUCCUACCUACCUCUUCUCCUACCUACUUCUAAUCCCCAGUGAAGGCAAGAGUCUCUUACCGAAAAGCGAGGAGGAGACUCAGCUGAUCAAGGAUGGCUUGAAGUCGAACGCGAAUCUGAGGGCUAUUAUGCAGAUUACCGAAGACCAGCUGGACACACUUUGCUCUACGGCAUAUAAGAAGUUAAGGGCAAGAAGUUUUGUGUACGAGAAGUUUUGAUGUGUACAAGAAUUAAAAGUUGCAAUUUUGUAGUACAGUGGAGAGUACUACUAGUACUUCUGGGCUAGUGCUGCGCACAGUAGAUAGUAUGCUUCUGGUAGUAUGCUUCUGGAGGUACGUAUCAAUGAUAUUCCUCCUUGGAGUUCGCCCCUGCCCGUCUAACCAAAAGCGGCAUUGCCAAAGGAGAAGUGCUCAUCCAACAGGGAGACUUAUUCGCGGAUAAGUUCUACAUUGUGGAUGAAGGUACCUUCCAGUUUCAUAUCGCGAAGACAAAGGGUGGCGCAGAAUGUGAGACUUAUGCUGGUGGGUAAUAUAAAUACAAGAAUAUUAGAUCGAAAGAUAAUUAAAGAAGAAUAGAUAAAGAAGGUAUAAAUGCAAGAAUAGAUAAUGAUAAAGAAGAGCAAAGGAUAGAUGACAGGAAGUAGAGCUCUAAUAUUACCUCUAGACUAGGUACAAUCAUCAUCAUAAUAGGUCGGAACUAUGAAAUAAGGAACGAGAAUGACAACGACUCUCAGUGUCGGUGUAGCAGUUAGACAUUCAGGAGAAGGAGAUGAAUUUGACUUCAUUUGACUUUUUGCAAACCGACGCUCAAAUUGGGUACCAAUGCUGAUCCUACUGUAUCAACCUGUAGCUAGAAUAAUCAAAAUAUUUUGAUCAAAAAUUUUAUCUUGAUGAUUUCGUCUAAGAACCCGACCGUGUCGGCGUAGUGGGGGAAGCGCGAAAGGGCAUGUCUUUUGGCGAGUUGGCGUUAUUGUAUCAUGCUCCGCGUGCAGCGACGGUCACUUGUAUGACUGAGAACGCGACUGUAUGGGUCAUCGAGCGUGGAGAUUUCAAGCACACACUGAUGAACGCAAACGAUAAGAAAAUGGCGAUGUAUAUGAAGGUAUCGUACUAGGUGGCGAUGAUGAUGAUUGUCCCUAUCCGAGGUUCUUGGUAAUACGCAUUAGCUACAGUCACUUGCAUUUCCAGUUGAUUUUUGAUACAAGUCGUCAUGGUUGGUCAACACGGUUCUCUCUUCAUUACUCACUCACAGGUCUUCGAUCACGUUGAGCUUUUCAAUGUGCUUACCCACGAUGAGAAGAUCGCUUUGGCGGAGGUGCUGGUGGAAGUCCGAUACGUGGAAAAGGACAAUAUUGUGGUAGAAGGUUAAGGCUUGAAGCAAGAAGUCGUACUCGUUGAGCAUUUGGAAUUUAUUGGAUUAUAGGUUUAGUUGAGACGGAUCUGCUUUUUGAGCAAGAAACAGAACAAUCAAGUAGAGGUAGAGCUACCGUGACAAAUAUUAGUUUUUACAAAUUUUGUUCAAUGAAAAUGGCAUUUACAGUUUGUUACUGACGAACUGUUUCAACUAACUCUAAGAAACUGAACCCGGUGACGCGUUCUAUAUCCUAACUGAAGGCGCCAUCGACUUCAUGAAGGAUGGAAAGAAAGUGCAUUCCGUCUCAGCUAUUAAGGGCGGCGAAGCUCAUUGGUUCGGAGAAAGAGCGCUGCUGAAGAGCAGCACUCGGGAAGCAACGGCUACGGUAAAAAUCUUCUUCGACGUUUUUGAUGUUCUUGUUCGAGGACGCAUUUGGAUUGUAAUCGAUGUGAUGUAUUACACGCAGUACUACCGCCAUGAGAAAAUGAAAAAUGCUAAUGCUUGCUUACCCGAUUUUUGCUAAUCAAGAUUUACUUCGUGCUUCAACGACUGUGAUCAAACAGCAACCACGCUUGCUUACAGGUAACUUCCGCAACCUGUAGUUGUCUUGCACUGACGCGAACUCAUUUUGAAGGGCUUUUAGGUCCGUUGCAGGAGUUGAUGCAUAAGAAAAUCGAGGACAGUAAGGAGAAAAAGCAGACACCCGCUAGUGCGGGAACGCGACCAAAGAUCGACAUGGCAGACUUGAAGCGACUGGGUCUUCUAGGUUGCGGUGGAUUUGGUGCAGUGAGUAUGGCUCAUGAUGUGCAAUAGAUUUACAAAUUGAAGAUAAGGAGCCUCACGUUCUCCAGUAGAAAUCGAUUAAUAAUUUUCUCUCGUCUUAUUCCUCAUCCGAUUCAUCUUCAUCUACUUAGACCUGUAGUUAAUUUUUCCUCGUAGUUCUUCCUUUUCCCGUCAUGAUCCUGAGUACUAGAACUCCCACUCCCGCUCGUCUCCCUUCUAAUCCUCCGCUUGAGAAGCACAAGAAGACAGGGGAGGUGUAUGCCCUCAAAGCUCUUUCGAAGGGCUACAUUAUCAAGAUGAAGAUGCAGAAAGGCGUCAUGAGGGAGAAGGAAAUUGUAUGGUUCCACCCGCCUACAUUUUUGAGAAUGAAGAUACGGGAAAGUCGUUGUUCCCCCCAAUAAUAAUUUAAGAAGGGACGAAAGGGGGAACGGCAUUCCCAUAUCGAGACUCCCAAGAAGUGGCACCAUUCAGAAACUUUGCUUCUUUGCGACAGCAAGUUCAUCAUUGCUUUGUACCAAACAUUCAAGAGUAAGGAGCACUUGUACUUUCUGCUAGAACCAGCGAUGGGUGGGGAACUUUUUGCAACCUAUCACAAACGAAGAUUUCAUGGCUCCGUGUCGAAGGCAAGAUUCUAUUCGGCGAGCGUGAUAUAUGCGUAUUCUUCAUUGCAGUUUUUUUUCGUUUUCACUCAGACUCUUCUUUGUUGAGCGGUUUGAAUUAUGAACUAGUAGAAUUUGAUGAUUAAAGAUCAGUUUGAUUCUCAUCAGGAGUACGCAGCAAGCAAUAAAAUCAGAAUUGACUACGAACGUAAGAAAAAGAAGUCUGGGCGCCAUUACUAAACUUAAUUAAAUAAUCCACAUGUCUUCACUCAGGUUCAGCACCUCCACCUCCUCAUCAUCACCAAUCCGCCCAUCUAUCUACCACAAACCAGAUUCGAGCACCUCCACGAACGCAAUAUUAUCUUCCGUGAUUUGAAGCCUGAGAACCUCUUGCUCGACGUGAAGGGGUACUGUAAGUUGACAGACAUGGGACUAGCGAAAAUUUUGACCACGGGCAAGACUUACACUUAUGACAGAGCAGUUUAUGUAGGUGCUUUAGCGGUGUUCGCGGUGUUCGGACAAACACAAUGUUGUUGAAAGACAGUGUUGAUCUACUCCCCAUGAUUAAUACUUAAGAAGUUGCAACAUCUUUAUUCACAAAGAUGCCUCAACCUCUAAAAUAUAACAUGCGGGACUCCAGACUAUUUUGCACCGGAGGUCAUUCAGCAGACGGGGAUGAACAGGGCAGUAGAUUGGUGGACUUUGGGCAUCCUAAUUCACGAACUACUCAGCGGUCAUGCACCCUUCGACGCGAAGGACCCUAUGGAGACCUAUCAGGUACUUGUUUUCCGAUCGUUUUCAUUUGGGUGAAAGAAAGAAUCUAAAAAUGACCUCCCAGCAGCAGAACGAGCGGAGUACUCCUCUGCACAGAUGCAGUGAGUUUCUUUCUUUUACGUAAAAUAGUUUCUUGAAUUCUAAGGCCAAUGAAAUUAUUUGGGUGGAAGAAAGAAAUAUAUGUUCAUUUAUUUUCCAUCUGUAGUUACUAACUUGUCGAGGAUCCCAGAUUGAUUCAGACGUCGAGAACUACAACAACUCAUAUUGACUGAAUACUCUUCAUAGACUUGAUUAGAAAAAAUUACUACCUCCACCACUAUCCCACAAUAAAACCAAUCUGACAACUCCAGAAAAUCGUUCGCGGGAUCAAUAGCGUGAGUUUUUCAUACCGCGACCGCGAUCCAGAGGGAAUGGAUCUCGUCAAGAACCUGCUGAAGUUAUGGCUUUCACCAAUCCAUCUCCACGAGCAUCUUGAGGACCUCAAGAUUUAGAUUACUUACUUAAUCAUAAUACUGCUCCUCUCGUCCUCCGACUGCAACUACAGGGGACAACGGCUUCAUCUUCCAAGAUUGGGACUGCUCUCAAAAUGGAUCAUGAUUUGGGUGAGCUCUAAUGCAGCACUGUCCUUCGGAACGACUGCCGAUGCGAAGUGGCGGAACCCAGAAUUUGAAGAACCAUAACUGGUACAAAAACUUCGACUUCGAUGGAUUGGUGAAACACGAGAGCAAACCGCCAUACAUUCCGGAAGUGAAAGUUAUGGAGAAAUAUGGUAACUGCAAUUUCUAAUUUGACUCUUUGCUAGUUGUCGAUUGAACUUGAAUAUGAUCUCCAGUUGUACAUUUGUAGUUAUUGGGCUUGUGAAAUAUUGAUAUCGACCCAGACGAUGCAAGUAAGUAUGUACUUGCGAUUUAGUAGAUUCAUCUCUGCCGGACGUUGAGUACUAGAUUCUCAUUCGGCGGCCGGGUGGUACCCCAUUUUUCCUUUGCGUGACCGCUCUAAGAAAAGCAACACGGAUAUGAGCAACUUUCGAGCGCAAGAGGCAGAUUUGCCACCGCAGAUACCCUAUAAGGAUCCAGGGACCGGAUGGGAUGACCAUUUCUAGAAGACUUCAAAGUCAAAAACAAGAGGAGGCUAGGGAUAGCUUCGUAUCACGAUCUCUAGAGAAGCGGGUACUACUUAUCUUCAAACCUUUUCGUCCUUGCCUGCUAAGCUGUCCAUGAUGAGAGGGCUUUUCCUGGCUGCUUUCUUUCAAUCACUAGACCUAGUCCUCUUUGCGACCAUCAUUCGAAAGUCAUUGCUGCAGGGGCGCGUGAUAUCCCUCGUUUGCCUAGAAGUCAUUUUCAGCACAAAAUGUAGUUGCUUUGUGCUGGAAUCUUGUUGCUGAAAAUGACUUCUAGGCAAACGUGACCUCAAGUUCGUAGUUCAUGGUCAGAAAGAGCUUCAAUCUUCUGAUUUAUUCUUGUUUGCCUAGAAGUCAUUUUCAGCACAAUAUCAAAACAAAAAUUUUAAGCACAAAAUUUGAACGUGAACAGACUGAAUCUUGUUGAGUAGCAAAUAGAAAUCAGAGAGAUUUAGUAGGAAGAAGAAGUAGAUAGAAUACCUUCUUCACCUUGAUCUGCGUUGCUGCAGUUAUGAAUGAUUUUCGUAGGUGAGUACCUGCUGGGGUCGUGUAUCUAAAGGUGUUUUCUACCUCAAGUUCGUAGUUCAGAAAGAGCUUCAAUCUGAUUUAUUCUUGUCGGAGGUAUUCAAAGCAUGCUGUAUUCGUGUAAAUGUUGUAUUCGUAGUAUCUGGAUCACGUAAGUAUCUAGAUCGCUCUGUAUGUAUAGCACGACAUGGAGAACUGGUUUUGACUACAUAAAUUAUUUACUUAGAUUUUCUAGUUUUUUAUAAACAACAAGUGAUGUCGACGUUGGUCCUCGUGCCGUAUGAUUCUUAUUUAUGACAGAAGCAAGGGUAUCCGAUUUCGACAAUCGUUUACCGUGGAUACCUUGCUUAGCGAGGUUGGUUGUAGGGUACUAACAUCAUUUUUAGAAACUUUGCAUUCUCAUAAUAGUUGUAGCAGUAGCUUCACAUUGAUUUUAAUCUGUUAUUGAAUGAACAUUUUCUAUGCUUCACCUGGUAGUAAUGUACAACAGUGUCGUAGGUUAGCUUGUAAUGGAAGAAGAGUGAGUAGAAUUAGACAUGUCACAUUUUGGUUUGAUAGGUAUGAAGCCUUUCAAUAUAUUUGCAGCUAAAAUGCUGAUGCCGUAGAUGACCAUGACCAUUUGCUUGCCCCUACUAGGAAGUGAGAUCAUGAACAAGAUGAAAUAAAAACAAAAAUAAUGCCAUUUAUCAAGUGCUAUGCCGAUCAAUUAUAUUCUAGUGCCGAGUUUCAUUAUCUUUCAUACUUUUCUUAUCUCGUUUUUGGAUUGGAUGGCUAGCGCUAUGGCUAGUGUGGCUAUACAAGAAGCGGGUCCACCCUGAGGGCAGAAGUUUGAAGUUGGGGGAAAAUAAUUUCAGUUUUUGCUUGAUUUAGCGCUAGCUACUCUUAGGCAUCCUCGCGGCGACCUGCUUCUUGAGUUCCCUGUUUUCCGAGGUUGUCCCCUGGCACCUUGCUUAACAGUAGUCGCUCCCUACUCUGACGAAAGGGCGUGGAUUCGUGUCACUCUGAGAAGAGACCGACUUGUUUUUAGGAAUGCACAGGCGUAAU